This is a messenger RNA of Onychostruthus taczanowskii (white-rumped snowfinch), 6898 nucleotides long. RefSeq names its product caspase activity and apoptosis inhibitor 1 (gene CAAP1). The transcript has 6 exons. NCBI's taxonomy places the organism in Eukaryota, Metazoa, Chordata, Aves, Passeriformes, Passeridae. The coding region runs from base 4413 to 5324 and encodes 303 amino acids. The record is from RefSeq and is a predicted model, not a curated record.
CAUCUUGAAGAGUGGGAGAGCAGUCUACAUCCAGAGAAGAGAUUGAGUAGCAGAAGCUCAAAGAAGCUUCCUAAAGGUGGUUGGUGUUCCCUGCCUGUCAGUGUUUGAGGCAUUUGGACAAUGUCCUUGACAAGCAGUUCUAACUUUUGUCCAAAAGUGGUCAGGUCCCUUCACAACUGAAAUACUCUGUUGUAAACUGCACAAAUUUGAAGUCAAGUUUUAUGAAGUAGCUUUAACUUCAAUACUGUGGUGACUGUUGAAAGGGAAAAUAAUACUUUGCGGCUUAUUCCAGCAGAUCUAAGAUGUUCAGCUGAAAAGGGAAAUGUUAUUUUCUACUACUGCAAGUGUUACAAUUGGGUUUAGAAUUAAGAUGAACUAAAGAGGGUCUCUGUUUAAAUUGAAUUUUUCAUUAGACUAAUAGAAUGGAAAACAGGAAAAAAAAGGGGCAAACUUCUGGCACAUGAGCUCCACACCCCAUGAUAACUGCCUACGUUAGAUGUGAAGAAUUUUGUGACCAAGAGCUCUUAACUUUUCUUUUGAUCCAGCUACCUGAACUGAGUUACUACACUGCUUCCAGCAAACUUUGUCUCUCAGAUAUUUAGUUACACACUUGUACAGUUACACUUCGGAUGGAUUUCCAGAUAAAUACCCUCACACUCCUGAUCAUGGUCUGAGUCACACACUUUCUGAUUUGAUCUAUUGGAGGUUCAUAUGUGAGGCAGUCCAACAAGUUGUUUGUGAUUUACAGUGCUUGAUAGAUGAACACCUUCCUGGGAAAGCAUCUAAGAAACUACCUUUAGGAAACAUGUCUGUGAAAUUACGUGCCUGUCUGUUGAAUUUUGGUUGCCUAUUAUACAAUUGUUCUUAAAGCUUCAGCUUUCUAAUGUUGUGCUCUUAAACUAUGUUUGUACCUGUGCUAUUUUAAGAAAUUAUACUUGUCUUAAUAUUUUUGUUUUAUUGUGGGAUUGCUCUGUUACAGAUUAUCUCUUUACGUGAAAACUGUUAUGAAUUUCCCAGACCAAAAAUUAAUGUUUAUAUUAAUAAACAUACUCUGGCAACUCCCAAGAGAUGGUAUAUUAAAAGAUAUUACAAAAUUCAUUUAAACUUGCAGAGGAAUGAUGAGGCACAGCAAAAAAUCCUUCUGGGGACUGCAGUACUAAGUGUUAGGCAAGAUAAACGGAACAGGCCGGGAUUGUUUGGAGGGAAGAUACCUGCUGCUACAGGGUGCUGUGAUACCAACCCUUCCAUGAUGUAGCAUCAUCUGAGGAAACAGGGAAUGGGGAAUUGCUUUUGCUUUUAAAUGGCACUGUUUAGAGCUCCAUUGUGGUUCAUGUCAGCAUCCACAUGAAUAAACACAUAAAUGUAUGUAAGGGUAUUGCACAAUCUGCUGCUGGGAUCACCAAUAAGAAGAAUGCCUUAGGAAUGUCGUCAGGAUGAAAUUCCUGUUGCAGUGAAAGAAUGUUAGAUACAGUGGAAAAUGUGCCAGACAUUAGGUCCACAGGGUACAAUCAAAAAAUUGUGAGAAAAAUUUUGAGACCAGAGGCCAUUGAAAGUAUGUGCCUGGCACAAAACUGGGCGCUGGCUUACUAUCUACAGUAGUACAUUUUGAAUAAGUUGAUCUGUGUGCUAAGGGCUCCUGAUUUCUUUUAUCAGGGGAAUAAUUGAAGUAUGUUUGAGAGAUUUCAAGAUCCCCUUGAAGAGAAGCUGUGUCUUCUGCUAAGAAUUCAAAGUCUCUGAGUAGAUGAUGCAAUUCUUUUGGCAUCUUUUUUUUUUUGAGAUAGGAAGAUUUUAGAAAGAAUAGCUGGCAGCACACAGUAGCAUCUCACAUUAAAGCAUUGCUGUUAGGCAUGGCUCAGGUUUUACGAAGUGGAAGAACUUGGGAUCUACUUGGGCUAAAACUCAGGACAAGUAUAAAAUGCCUUCCUAAGGAACUAAAUAAGGAGUCAAAGUGGAUUUAGGUCAGCACCAACUGCUGUACUUUCCAAGAUAGAAAAAGACUACAGUAACACAAACCAGUCUAAUCUAUCACAAGGUUUCUUUAAUGUCUCUUGUUGUGAUGCACCUUGCUCAUAUCAGGACCUAAUUAAGCAGUGUUAACUCAGGCGUGUUCAGGCUACAGCCAGAAAUAGACUAACUUUAGUCUGCAAACCUAUUUAAUUAAAAGUACUGUACACUGAGCUGUAGAUUCAUAAAUAAUUGGAUGCAGUGACUUUUUUAUAAUGUAAUAUGCUAUAAUAAUCUACAGGAGUCUUACCAUAGAUCUCUACUACAGAGGCAGUUCCAAAUGCUUUAGGAAAUGUUAUAGCCUGCUGGUUUAAAUCGUGUGAAGUAUUUUGCUUAAAAAUACUUAGUUAAGCUUCUUAGCUGAAUGUGAUGCAUUACUAUAUACUGUGAUCACUUGCCUCUUUUUGUCUCUUUCUCCUUAAACUAUCUACAAUUCCAAAAUCUAUGAACAGUAGAUGUUUCCCAUCUUUUCAAAAUGUGUACUAAAUAGACUGAAAUUAAAUGAUUGCCAACAAGAUUCCCUAUGCAGCUGUUGAGAACCUGAAGAGUAUCUGGGUGUUUUCAGAUGUCCUUUUCCAGUGGAUUUUUGAUGCUUAUUCACUGUAGAGACUGAGGUUUCAAAUUUGGCAGGAAAUUUUGUUUCUAGACUUCCUAGUUGCAAAAAUAAAUUUGCAGUGUUCAUGACACCACUGUUGGUGCAUACAAAACACAUUAAAAAACAGUUUAAAGUAUGAACUACCCCUUUUUGACAGCAGAAUUUGAAGCCUGUGAGCACAUAAAUCUGAAUAUUGUUACAAAUCUUUUUAUCAACAGCCCAGUUAGCUCCUGUAUUCUGCAUUCAUUUAAACCACAGUUUGCAUGUCUAAGCAUACACUGCUAAACUUUUUAUUUUCCUUAUAGUUGCUCAAGGGAUCCCAUUUUCAUCCCAAACAUAGACCCCUCCUCAGUGUUUCCAUAUUACAUUAUCUCUGCCACCUUCAGAGUAUGCUCAAGCUGUUAUUUGCUGAUGAUAAAUAUGAACAUCUAUUCCCACAAUCCAGGUAAUCUUAACAACAGACUAAUCAGGAUUAACUCUGAUACUAUCUGCCUCUGCAGGGACUCACGCUUGCUGAAAAAUGGUAUUUAGUAAAUUGAUGGUACUUAGUAAAUUCUAACCCUUUUGAAAACAGUGUCAGCCCAUGCAAAUAUGUAUCAUCUGCCCACAGCAGUUUUGAUUCCACUGGUUUUGUAGAGCUUGCAUUCAGCAGACCUCUGCCUAAAUGGGCCAAUACCUCCCAUUUGAAGAUCCAACCCAAUAUGGACAAACUGGAUGGCAACAUGUUUGAAUCUGGGAAAGAAAGCAGACAAAGAAAUUCCAUUGUGUUAAAUAAAGAAGAAAAAUAUUGCAUAUCUUUGCACAGUAAAGGAGAUUUUUAAUACAAAUACUCUCUGCAUAAUUAUGGACAUUUGUCUACCCUAGUCUUUAAUUUUGACUAACCUUUUUAGGAUAAUAAACUGAGUUCCCUCUGUAACUAAUCUUGUUGAUGGCAGAAAGCUGAUCAGUGUCUUAGUGAAUUGCACAAAGCAGCCACCUGCCUUAAACAGGCUUGUCUGCUGCCAUUCCUAAUUGUCUGCAUCCCAUGAAAAAAUUUCCCCAGUACUCAUUAAGUAUCAUGGAACAAGCUAUUGUUCCAAAGUUAUUGGGAAUGCCAAACAGCUGCCAAGGGAGGAGUUUGCAGGUCCUUGCAGCAUUGAAACAGGUUGAAAGUCAGGGGAAAGAUCAAAAUUAAACAGUAGUUACAGAGGAUAGAAGGGUGGAAUCAUCAUAGAAUCAUCAGUGUUGGAAAAGAACUUUAAGUAAUCAUCAAAUCUAUCAUCCACCCAGCAUUAUCGCUGUAACCAUUGAACCAUUAAAGCAUACCACCAAGCCUCAGAUCCCAACAUGUCUUGAACACCUCCAGGGAUGGUGACUCCACCCUCAGGGACAUGUAUUCCAAUGCCUAACCACUCUGACAGUGAUUUUUUUUUUUUUUUUUUGGUAAUAUCUAACCUGAAUCUCCCAUGUCUCAGAUUAAGUCAAUUUCCUUUUGUCCUCUCACUGCAGGCACGGCAGGAGAGACUGAGCCCCACCUCACUACACCGGCCUUUCAGGGAGUUUUACAGAGCAGUGGGGCCUCCUUUUCUGCAGACUAAACAAUCCUAGCUCCUCAUAAGAUGUGUUUUCUAGGCCCUAGAUCACCGAUAUUUGUGUAAACAGGCGGCGUGCCCACAGUAGCUGCAGUUUUACUCUGGCCUCGCUGUCCCAGGCCAUUCAUCUCGGGCGCGGCCCCGCCGGAGGCCGCAGCGCGGGGCCGGCAGGGGGCGCUGCCCGCCAGUCCCGCCGGAAGCGGCGCUCGUGUGGCGUCGCGAGGGGUGAGCGCGGCGCGGCCAUGCCGGGCAGGAAGUCUUCCAAGGAGAAGAAGCGGCGCCGCUCGCGUUCCUGCUGCCCGGAGGGAGCCCCGGGGCCGGACGGCAGCGACAGGAAGCGGCGCAGCACCGAGUCCAGCCACGGUGCCCUGGAGGAAACAAAAUGCAAUGUACUCUCUGGAGAAAAAGUGGAAGAAGCUGAACAACCCAGUGACAUAGAAGAAGGAGGAUUAGAUCUCACUGUGUCACUGAAACCUGUCAGUUUCUACAUUGGGGACAAAAAGGAAAUGCUUCAACAGUGUUUCUGUGUCAUAGGGGAGAAGAAACUCCAGAAGAUGCUGCCUGAUACUUUAAAGAACUGUUCCAUGGAUGAAAUCAAAAGACUUUGCAUGGAGCAGUUGGAGCUGUUAUCUGAAAAAAAACUGUUGAAGAUACUUGAAGGCAAGAUUGGAGCUGAUUCUGAUACUGACGAGGAGGCAGAUGGAGGAGACAAGACUGGAGGUGAUUCAGUCAGUCAACAGGACAACAGUAUAGACUCAACUUCUUCUCUGAGAGAAGACAGCAAGCUGGAAGGUCAGGAAUCAAAACAAGGUAAGGGAGAAGAUAGUGAUGUCCUCAGCAUAAAUGCAGAUGCUUAUGAUAGUGACAUAGAAGGGCCAUGCAACGAAGAGGAUGGUCCUGAUGUGCAAGAGAGCACUGUAAGAAGUGGAGCUGGCCAGAUAGAUGACCUUCAGAAGGACAUUGAGAAGAGUGUGAAUGAGAUUCUGGGGUUGGCAGAGUCCAGCCCGAAGGUUGCCCGAACAGCAACCUUAGCUGUUCCGCCAUUAGAAGAUGUUCAGCCAUCAGCGCAACAGCUGGAGCUUCUGGAACUCGAGAUGAGAGCCAGAGCUAUUAAGGCUCUGAUGAAAGCUGGUGAUGGAAAGAAACAUCCCUGAGACUGUUCAGAUUUCAUUUUCACUAUUUGUUUCGAAGAAGGUGAUGUCUGUUCUCUUCAGUGCUACAGUAUGUUUGGGUUGGGUGUGACAUUCCUCAUUUGGACUGUAUAUCCUGCUCUGUGGUUCAGUGGUUUUGUUGCCUUUAGUGUGCUGCUUCCAUGACAUGCACAAACAAUGGUUGAUGAGGUGUCUUCCCUGAGAUGAGGUGUCCUUGUGCUUGGGUCACCUCCUCAUGGAGUAACACCACAUGCAGAGCUGUGCCAGGUACCUGGUGCCUUCCAGAAAGGUUGUUGUAGAAAUUUAGAAUCAUUGAAUGGUUAGGGUAGGAAGAGAUUUGAGACUGCUUAAUCCUUCUUGGGGCCCAUCUCAUCAUAAUGUAGGUAUUCUCAUUAGAAUAUGAUGCUUUGUGUAAAAGCGUACUCAGUUUUUUAAAAUCUGAAUUCCUAAAGGAAAGGAUUUUUACCUUUCAAAUAAACAGUUGAACAUGUUGUUUUCAGAGUUAAGAAAGUGCCUGAAAGAGACAGGGCAGUUUAUUACACUGGCAUGUAGUUUUGUCACUUUUCUCCACUCUUAUCUUCUAUAUUAUAACUGAAGAAUGCAGAGUUUCUUCCUAACUGGAAAGCAGAGUUUCUUCCUAACUAGUUUCUUCCUAACUUUUGAUUUGAAUAUUUGGCCUAAUAUUUAGCAAAUCAAACAGUUGACAAUCUUGAGCUUUUAACAUUCAAUUGAUGUAGUCAUUUCAUGUCCCCUGAAUGUAGGAAAAUCCACCUAAUUUCAGUAUGUUUUUUUAGAAAAGGCAUUUAAUUUAUUUAUAAGUUUUUAAAAUACAAAUUCUGUUUUUAUCCCUUUUAAGGUAUUCCUUUAUAAUAAUAAAUGAAUAAAAUUAAUUCCAGAAUGAAUUGUCAUGCUAUAAUAUCUUACAACAAUAAAAUUAUUUUAAUUUUUUUAGAACUAGUGCUGGCUGCUAAUCAAAGCAUAUUAAAAUAUUUGUGUGUUUGUUUACACAUGCAGACAUCAAUUUUUUUCUGUAAAGGUAUGAAGUUUACAAUUGUACUCUUCCUUAAGUAUUGUAUUAUGUAUUUUUAUUCAUGGAUUUUCCUUGGUUGUUACUUAAAAAGCUGGUUACAUUCUUUGCAACAGUAGCAGAUGUAAUUUCCCCUACUAUUGUGUAAUAUUACUGCAAACUUUGUCUAUUCAGAGAUUAUGUCUUGAAUUCUUUUAAGGUUUAUGAUUUUCUUUUUAUUCUUUCAUUUUAUCUUCCUUCUCUUUAUUCCCUUUCUUUUUUUCCUGUUUCCUUUUUAUUUAGCAAGCUCCUUGUAUAUUUCUUAAAUCUGAUUGAUUUCCUCUACAACCAACAUUAUUGUAAAAUAUCAGUGUAUUGUAAAUUUGAUAAUAAACUAAAAUCUUCAUUAAAUACAGCUGAUAAAAAUACAGUGUACUUCUACUGAGUGAUGUCAGUGACUGGGUAAAGUGCACCUGACUCUAGUGUUGUCCACAUCAUCAACAUUUUUUCUAUUGUUUUAUAGCAAAUGGAGGCUGUAAGUGAAAAUAUAUACAUGUAAUUCAAAAAGUAA